Molecule: messenger RNA, 3114 nt
Organism: Amphibalanus amphitrite
Lineage: Eukaryota; Metazoa; Arthropoda; Thecostraca; Balanomorpha; Balanidae
Product: SKI family transcriptional corepressor 2-like
Exons: 4
Coding region: 120-1580 (486 amino acids)
Biological process (GO): negative regulation of transcription by RNA polymerase II; negative regulation of BMP signaling pathway
Cellular component (GO): nucleus; transcription regulator complex
Molecular function (GO): SMAD binding; RNA polymerase II cis-regulatory region sequence-specific DNA binding; DNA-binding transcription factor activity, RNA polymerase II-specific
Source: RefSeq, a predicted model, not a curated record
GGCUCAGCGACACUGACGGGUGGAAGGGAGGAGAGGAGGCUGAGGGCAGUGGAGCGGACCUGCCGGGAGGAACUUCACUACCGGACUGCCGCGAACGGGCCUGCACGGCACGCCGCGCGAUGAUGGAGAUACCCGACUCGACCGUCCGACGGCCGGCGGGGGCCACUGAGCCGGGCCGCAGCCGCUCCGAGGGAUCCUCCGACGCCGAGGACACGCAGACGCCGGCGCAUAACCAGGUAAGCACGGUCGUUCUCUACGGAGUGCCCAUCGUCUCACUGACAAUGGACGGCAAGGACCGUCUCUGCCUGGCGCAGAUCUCCAACACGCUGCUCAAGAGUUUCAGCUACAACGAGAUCCACAACCGGCGCGUGGCGCUGGGCAUCACGUGCAUCCAGUGCACGCCCGUACAACUGGAGAUUCUGCGCCGCGCCGGCGCCAUGCCCGUCUCCAGCCGGCGCUGCGGCAUGAUCACCAAGAGGGAGGCCGAGCGACUCUGCAAGAGCUUCCUGGGGGACAACUCGCCGCCCAAGCUGCCCGACAACUUCACGUUCGACGUGCUGCACCAGUGCGCCUGGGGCUGCCAGGGUCAGUUCUACCCGGCGCGCUACAACUCGUCGCGAGCCAAGUGCAUCAAGUGCACGCUGUGCGCCACCUUCUUCUCACCCAACAAGUUCAUCUUUCACUCGCACCGGACCGCCGAAGCGACGUACGUGCAGCCGGAUGCGGCCAACUUCAACUCGUGGCGUCGUCACAUUCGGCUGCACGGCAGUCCGCCGGAGGAGAUCGUGCACGCCUGGGAGGACGUCAAAGCCAUGUUCAACGGCGGCACCAGGAAGCGGGCCGGGCCGGCGGCGGCAGCGGCGGCGCCCGCGGCCAAGACGGCGCGCUCUGAGCCCAGCGGCACGUCGGCCGUCGACCUGGUGACCUCCUACCCCGAGCCGAGCCUGGUGCGGCCGACGCCGAGCCUGGUGGCCCCUCCAGCGGCCGCCUGCUUCCCGCGGCUGCCGGCGUUCGGCGCCUACAAGCGUCUGUCGGCGCUGGAGCCGCCGUCCUUCUCCGACUACCUGUGGCCGGCCGGCAAGUGGGCCGAACUGGCGCCGCUGGCCGCGCCCGGCCACCUCUGGCCCAAGCGGGCCGCGUUCGGGUUCCCGCUGGCGGCGCCGGCCAUGCUCGGCGGCCUGGUGGACUACUCCGGUCUGUACGCCGGCCUGCCGCUGUCCGCAGAGCCGCCGGCCAUCAAGCCGCCCAAGUCGCCGCCGGCCGCCGCCGCCGCCGCCGCCGCUGCCUCGGCGUUCCGGCCGCUGCGCCAGCCGUGGCUGACGGACGGAGAGGCAGAGGUCAGCAGAGGCCAGGCGCUGCUGGAGGCGGAGGUGCGGGCGCGCGCGUCCCUGGAGGCCCAGCUGCGGAGCCAGGAGGCGCAGGAGAGCGCCGAGGAUGGCGAGCGCCGGAAAUCCCUGGAGGACGACUGUCGCGCCGUCGCUGACACCACGCAGGAUCCCUCUUCUGGCCAGAUGAGCAGCCGCUCUGCCAUGCGGGACGGCACCGCUCGCUCGUCGCUGCUGCUGCUGAAAUCCGAGUGAAGUCCCCCGAGCUCCGCCGUCACUGCUGAUCGCUGGGUGAAUCUGCCUCCAACUGGCAGCUGAGGCAGAGAGUGAGCUUCUCUGUUAUCACUCAACUUACUAUCCCUGUUGCUGAUUAGUGGGGGAUUGCCGCAGCUGAGAAUCUUUGGUGAAAGACUCCCAAUGCCAUUCGACGAUUGGAACUAGGCAGCGUGAACGCGCCGCCAGGGCGACAGCAGUGCUGCUGGUGUCACCAUUGAACUCCAACAUCUGAAAGAACUCCAACAUCUGAAUUGGGCCGGCGGCUUAUGGGUAAUGCCGCCAUUUCUGAAACUGGGGCUUCGGUUCGGGCCGGUACCGCCUCAGACUCCAAUGGUGAUCACAUAGUGAAAUAGACACUGAAAGUGCGCACCGCAGUCAGCACGCAGUGUGCUGUUAUUGAAUGCUCCGAGCAUAAAACUCAUUCCUACGCGCUUUAACGGUUGGACUCGAGAGGAGGAAGUCAUUGAUCUCGAUAGCUUAUAGAGUAUAGACGUAGAAUGUGCGCGUCAUAUCGUAGUUGAGCACUACAUGUUAAGUAGCAAAUAAGAAAGGCGCGUAUAUGCAUGUGAGUGCAGUGCUGAUCAAUGCCAUGCGUUGCAAUUAGACACAGCAAUAUUGAGACAAGAAGUAGUGAAGGGUGUAUUAUUUAUUCAUGGAUGUUUUGACUAUGAGUGAGAUGUUUGACGAUAUCAAUGAUAACCAGGCGUGUCAUUUACCGUUUCUGUUCGUGUAAAAGCUUGAAGGUGAAUACAAUCAAUAAAUAAUUCCUAUUUUUAGGCUCAUUGUGCUACAGUUUUACAGUUCUGAUAGCUCUUUGUAUUGUUUCCGAUGCUUAUUCCUAAUCAACUGAUAACUUCUCUUGCUAAGGUGCAUGAAAAUAACCUACAAGUGUAAAACAUACCUAGCAUGAACCACAUCAGGGGCCCAGUAAUAACAGCAGGCCCUUUCAUUUCACAAACCACGUGCAAUGUGCACUGUUCGGUCUGUCACUAACUUCCGACUGUAAACUGGUGCACGCUACGUGAUGUUCCAUUGUGCUCACUUGACUCACCGGCAUAAUUACACUUAAGUGGCCCCACACGCCCGGUGCAGUGCUCAUCAUAUCACUCUUAUACACCUCAGCACCAGUUGCAUGACUGUGCGGCCCGCGAGCGGGGAAAUGAGUACCAGCCGGUUCUGCCGCCCGUCCCGGAAUCCUGUUCCCCUGCCGUGCCCUCUCCCCUGUGGGGUCGCUCUGCUAGGUCCCCUGGGAGACGAGCCAAGUAGCGUGCAAUCAGACGGCAGUCCGGUGCCUGAUGGUAAUCAUCACGGACCAACACAAUGCGUUAGCCCAAUGCAGCCAGAAUUAAAUGGAUAGAACGCAUUCCCGCUACUUGCUAUGUUAACUUUUGUUUUGUGGCGAUAGUUUUUACUGCUAUGUCCAAUGUUCAUAAUGUAGAUAUGGUGUGAAGUGCGGAUUGUUGAAUAUUACAUGGAGUUGAAAGCUUUGUUAGCAAUACACUGUGACAUCUGA